AUGCAUAAUCCAAAAGCAUGGAUUACGAAGAUGCUGACCUCCAACUGGUUCCACCAGUGUUUUAUCCCACAAGUCAGUAAAUAUCUCUUAGAGAAGGGCUUGCCAUUUAAGCUCCUUCUCCUUAUGGAUAACGCUGGUGGACACGCAACUGAUCUGUCGCAUGAGGGCAUUCAGGUUGAGUUCCUGCCACCCAACACAACGUCAUUAAUUCAACCGAUGGACCAGGGGGUUAUCAGGGCGUUCAAGGCCCUCUACACGAAGAAUACCUUGGCGGACCUCGUUGCAUGUGUGGAUGCUGCCCAAGAUGAUGAGGAUGAAACAUUCAAUUUGAAGGCAUACUGGCGGCAGUACACAAUAGCCACGUGCCUGCAGAACAUCCAGAAGGCACUGAAAGAAAUGAAACCUGCUACUGUUAAUGCGAGCUGGAAGAAGUUGUGGCCCCAGAUUGUUUACGAUGACAAGGGAUUUACACCUGCUGAGAUUCAACACUCUGCAGUACGGAAAUCUGUGCAGUUGGCUGCGAUAAUUGGAGGUGACGGGUUUGGCGACAUGACGACUGAAGACGUUGACGAGUUGUUGGACUGCCAUUCCCAGCUGCUACUGACGCAGACCUCGAAGACUUGA
This is a messenger RNA of Macrobrachium nipponense, 624 nucleotides long. RefSeq names its product tigger transposable element-derived protein 1-like. The record is from RefSeq and is a predicted model, not a curated record. The transcript has a single exon. Bases 1 to 624 code for a protein of 207 amino acids. Lineage: Eukaryota; Metazoa; Arthropoda; Malacostraca; Decapoda; Palaemonidae. Gene Ontology annotation, cellular component: nucleus. Gene Ontology annotation, molecular function: DNA binding.